This is a messenger RNA of Brassica oleracea var. oleracea, 1330 nucleotides long. Its product is annotated as DNA ligase 1-like. The record is from RefSeq and is a predicted model, not a curated record. The transcript is spliced from 3 exons. Bases 242 to 1186 code for a protein of 314 amino acids. NCBI's taxonomy places the organism in Eukaryota, Viridiplantae, Streptophyta, Magnoliopsida, Brassicales, Brassicaceae.
CGACACUUUUUUUGUUUCAUCGGAGAGCUUCCGAAGGGAUUUCGAGAUCUCGCGGCUCCCCCUUCUCUCUUCUCCGAUCAAUCCAAUUCCGAUACCGUUGAUAUGAUUUUGGCGCGUUAUUAGAAAGCCCCCGAUUAUAUCUCACUGUAACCCCCACUCUCGUAGUCUCUCGUGAUCGAUCUAGGGUUUCGGCUGGUCUCCGCGAGAUCUGAGAUUUGAUUGUUGUCCCUAAUCGAAAGAGAUGUCUCGGUGUUUCCCGUUCCCGCCACCUGGCUAUGUACUGAACGGAAGCGAGGCUCUGAUCGAAUCGAUCAAGAGGGCAGAGGAGAAAGCUAAGAAAGAACUAACAAAGAAGGAGAGAAAAAGAGAAAAGAAGGAUAAAAAGAGGAAGGAGAGGGAAAGCGAGAAACACUCUCAUAAGAGAAGGCGCAAAGAAGAAGUAGUUGCUAAAGAUGGCAAGAACAACCAGAAAGUUCCCAAACUAAAAGCAAGUGAGAAUGGCUGUUUGGAGAAGAGUAGUCUUACUGUAGAACGUGACUUGGUUCAGUCCACGUCUCAGAACUCUUGUGAUAGCACUCUUAACAGCAAUGAGCUGCCUAAGCAGCACAAGGAGAAGCUGCCACAUAAUAACAACAACAACGACUCUGAAAGCAUCUUCCGGAUUCGGUUGCCUAUCCGAAGGCAGAAUGAUGAUCCUGAGGUGAUGGUGACGACCACCAACAAGGAUCAAGAAAGACCUUGUCCCUCCCGGGAGAUAAAGUUAGAUACCGUGAAGAGUGUAACUAGAGAGCAGCCGCAAGAACAACAUCCUUGUUCCACUUCAAAGCCACAUGAAGAGAAAAAAAAAGACCAAAUUUACAGAACGAGAGUAGGCAAAGAGAGGAAAUUGUCAUCCACUACUUCAAGCGGCUUAUGCAGGUUGUGCCCUCCAUCAAUGGCGGUGCAAUUCUUGGAUGUAGUUGAGAACUGGGUCCCUAACAGAGUAGAGCUAACUAGCUCGGAAGAUGAUGAAUGUUGGUGGUUCAUGAAGAAGCCAAGUUGCCACAAGUUUGGCUCAGAAAGAUGCAAACAACUUAACAGAAAUAACGAGAGCAAGCAAGCCAUAAGCAGUUCAAUGGCGUGGCCAUGUGCUCGCCUUUUACCAGAAGCUGAUGUCCACGCCUUACCUUACACCGUCCCUUUCUGAUAAGAGCAGGAAGAAGAUUUUUUAACAAGGAACCUAUGUGCUGGAGUCGGACCAAACAUUUUUUUUUAUUUAGCCUUAAAAAGGUUGAAUAAGAACACUGUUUGUUAUAGUUCCGCGGUUGCUUAAUAUAGUAAAAGAUUAGUA